AUGAUCCUUGUCAGAGUUGACAGAAAAGGCAUCGAAGGUGACAGCAGCAUCGCAGGCUCAGACCAUCGCUGUGGAGGGAUCGGACAGCUGUCAGAAGAACGCACACGCUGUACGAAAGUGAGCAUUCGCUGGCGCACACCGAAUUCCCUCCACCCCGUCUCUUCUUUUUCGCUCGCUCUCUCUCUCGCUCUCUCUGUAAUCUCGCUUUCUGCCCAAUUCCCGUGUCCCCCCUUCCCCCACACCCAACCCCCCCCCACCACCACCACCCUGGACGUUCUGCCUGCGUGUCCGGGUUGA
Molecule: messenger RNA, 297 nt
Organism: Mesocestoides corti
Lineage: Eukaryota; Metazoa; Platyhelminthes; Cestoda; Cyclophyllidea; Mesocestoididae
Source: the annotation of a GenBank genome assembly